Messenger RNA from Ceratina calcarata, 1765 nucleotides. RefSeq names its product Golgi reassembly-stacking protein 2 (gene Grasp65). The transcript has 8 exons. The record is from RefSeq and is a predicted model, not a curated record. Bases 138 to 1493 code for a protein of 451 amino acids. Gene Ontology annotation, molecular function: protein binding. Lineage: Eukaryota; Metazoa; Arthropoda; Insecta; Hymenoptera; Apidae. Gene Ontology annotation, cellular component: Golgi apparatus. Gene Ontology annotation, biological process: Golgi organization.
UUUGAGGGUUUGAGAUACAUUGGUACCACUGAAUGAAUCGUAAGCAAUCGUAAAGCACGACCAGAACUUCUACAAUCUACAUAUGAUAGGCUACGUCACCAAAGAAUCAAGUGACUUAAGAAGUUUCCAGAGCGAAAAUGGGAUCUUCUCACAGUAUCGAAAUACCCGGAGGUGGAACAGAAGGUUAUCAUGUAUUGAGGGUACAGGAAGGUUCUCCAGGUCAAAAGGCUGGACUCGAAGCAUUCUUCGAUUUUAUAGUAGCUAUUGGAAAUACUCGUUUGGAUCAAGACAAUGAUACUUUGAAAGAACUCCUCAAGAAUGGUGUCGAUAAAAAAUUAGCACUUACCGUAUAUAGCAGUAAAACACAGUCUGUGAGGCAAACUGUUGUAGUACCAAGUUUGACAUGGGGUGGACAGGGUCUCCUUGGUGUAAGCGUGAGGUUUUGUUCCUUUGAAGGUUCUAAUGAAAACGUUUGGCAUGUACUUGAAGUGCAUCCAUCUUCUCCUGCCGAAGUAGCGGGCUUACGGCCAUUUACAGAUUAUAUCAUUGGUGCUGAUUCUCCUUUACACGAGUCCGAGAAUUUAUUUAGUUUGAUAGAAUCACACGAAUCCCGAUCUUUAAAGCUGUAUGUAUAUAACACGGAUGACGAUUCUUGCAGAGAAAUAAUGAUUACACCCAAUCAUAAUUGGGGUGGAGAAGGAAGUUUGGGUUGCGGAAUUGGAUAUGGAUAUCUGCAUAGAAUACCCAUCAGGAAUAUUCAAGAGCACAAAUCCAAUAAUUCCUACAUGAGUAACAUUAAGCCCACGAUUGCGACUACAAUUCCGAGUACGACACCAAUUAUGAUUCCGGACCCGAGCCAGAUUACGUGCACCGUGCCAACAAGCGUCACGGCUGGAAGUAAUAUAGUUACGAACAUACCGCCUGGUUUUUCUAUUCCAUCAAAUUACAUCACGACGCAAGGUAGCGGCACUAAAUCGGAACUUGAAGCCGUUACAUCGAUGCAACCUCCUACGUAUGCGCAAAGUUCGCAAACGUACUAUGCUCCUCAACUGAAUCCGGCUACUAUUGGAGGAUCCACUACUACUAAUUCCAUACCUUACACUGUGCCUAAUCAGAAUGUUAUUAACACAUCGUGUGGUAAUGAUUUCGGGGCACAUCCACACAAUACGAUGCCAAACAUACCCGGCAUGCCGACCACUCCGCCUUUGCCAACUUUUACUACAAUAUCAUUGAACGAAACAGCCAACGUCCAGCAUACCGGAACGCCCAAAGAUUUUACGAAUGUACAGAGUACUGUACCACCGCCUGUACAAUUUAACGUGCCUCAGUCUCAUAUGGUGACAACGCCAAUAUCGUUGCCCGGCAUGCCACCCAUUACAGUUAGCGCGAGUCUGCCUCAGAAUACAUCUUUCUAUUCGCCUGUAUUUCAACAACAGAAUGAAUUAAUCAGCGUCAACACAGUGCCCGUACCUACAGUACCAACAACGCAGUAAACGCUAUGUUAUUCCUACUGAAAAUAUUUGUUUUAUAACAAGGUACAUGUGAAGAAUAAAAGUAAAACAUGACGUAUAAAUAAUCCAUUGCAAAUAUAUAUAUAUAUUGUAUCAUUGAACUUCGCGCAUUUAUACUUCAUUACUUAUUUCAAACGUGAUGUAUAGAAAUUUUCCAACACAACGCGGACAAAUUAUAUAAUUCUGUACAUAGAUAAGGAUCGAACUAAACCAAUUAAGAGUAAUGAAGAAGUAUUAAAUCAUUGUUCUACGUU